Amyelois transitella is the source of this 2912-nucleotide messenger RNA. RefSeq names its product H/ACA ribonucleoprotein complex subunit 4 (gene Nop60B). The record is from RefSeq and is a predicted model, not a curated record. Gene Ontology annotation, molecular function: pseudouridine synthase activity; RNA binding. The transcript has a single exon. Gene Ontology annotation, cellular component: box H/ACA snoRNP complex. NCBI's taxonomy places the organism in Eukaryota, Metazoa, Arthropoda, Insecta, Lepidoptera, Pyralidae. The coding region runs from base 205 to 1725 and encodes 506 amino acids. Gene Ontology annotation, biological process: snRNA pseudouridine synthesis; rRNA pseudouridine synthesis; mRNA pseudouridine synthesis.
GCGAAAAGUCAAGCAAGCUAACCUCUAUUUUUAUUGUGCGUAUAUCGCAUCGCACGUGUUGACUUUGUUUGUAGUAUUGUAAUGUCCAUUUACAAUUGAAAUAAUUAAGCACAGCGCUUAAAAUUUACACAACGAGGCCACCAUAUCUCUGCCUAGUUGUGGUAUAGUGCGUAAAUAUCAAACGGUGGUGUAAAAAUAGCGAAAAUGACUGAAGUUCUGCAACCGGGUGCGGAGGUGUUCUCGGAGAAAAAAAAGAAGAAAAACAAGGAAACUGUAACUCUCGGUGCGUUUCAGAAGCUUGGAGACUUUAAAAUUGAGCCCUCGGAAAGCGUGGGUAAGUUGGAUACGGCGUACUGGCCGCUUUUGCUGAAGAAUUUUGACCGACUCAAUGUGCGCACUAACCACUACACGCCUCUGCCGUUCGGCCAUUCUCCAUUGAAGCGUCCGAUCACCGAUUAUAUCAAAUCUGGGUUCAUAAACGUCGACAAACCGAGCAACCCUAGUUCCCACGAAGUUGUGUCAUGGAUAAAAAGGAUUUUGAAAGUGGAAAAAACUGGACAUUCAGGUACCCUUGAUCCAAAAGUUACUGGAUGUCUUAUUGUAUGUAUUGACCGUGCUACAAGGCUAGUGAAGUCACAGCAGAACGCUGGAAAAGAGUAUGUUGCUGUAUUCAGUUUGCAUUCCGCUGUGGAGAGUAUUCAGAAAGUGACGCAAGGUUUAGAAAAGCUACGUGGAGCUUUGUUCCAGCGACCUCCUUUAAUAUCUGCUGUUAAGAGACAGCUCCGAGUUCGUAGUGUGUAUGACAGUAAAUUACUAGAUUUUGACCAGGAGAAGAAUAUUGGCGUGUUCUGGGUGAGUUGUGAGGCAGGAUCCUACAUUCGUACAAUGUGUGUCCACCUGGGACUUAUGCUUGGUGUAGGCGGACAGAUGAUAGAGCUACGACGUGUCCGUUCUGGUAUUCAAGGAGAAAAAGAAGGCAUGGUCACGAUGCAUGAUAUAUUAGAUGCACAAUGGGCAUAUGAAAAUCAUAAAGAUGAAACUUAUAUUCGUAGAGUUAUAAAGCCAUUAGAGGGUUUGCUCAUCGCACACAAGAGGAUAUUCAUCAAAGACAGUGCUGUCAAUGCUGUGUGCUACGGGGCGAAAGUUUUGUUGCCUGGAAUUUUGAGGUACGAAGAUGGCAUUGAAGUAGAUCAGGAAAUAGUUAUAGUGACCACGAAAGGAGAAGCUGUGGCUCUGGCUAUUGCUUUAAUGACGACAUCCACAAUGGCGUCUUGCGAUCACGGAGUGGCAGCUAAAUUAAAACGCGUUAUCAUGGAAAGGGACACAUAUCCUCGCAAAUGGGGUCUCGGGCCGAAGGCUUCACAGAAAAAGCAGUUGAUACAACAAGGGAAACUGGAUAAACAUGGCAAACCUAAUGAGAAUACACCAGCAGAGUGGUUAAACAGUUACGUAGACUACAAAGUAAAGAAGGAGCCUGAGAAUGGAGACGCAGAGGAAGGCAGCCGGAAGAGAACGGCCAGUACAGCAAAUGCAGAUGAUUUAAAUAAUUCAACAGAAGCUAAAUCUGAGAAGAAGAAGAAAAAAAAGAAGCGUGACCAAGAAGAAGGUGCCGGUGAUGCCACUAUGGAAACAGAUGUGACAACUGAAGCCGCAGAUGAUUCCGUUCGUAAAGAGAAGAAAAAGAAAAAGAAGAAGGACAGAGAUCAAGAGAGAACGGACGAGUAAAUGUUUAAGGAUCAAAUAUUAUUAUUAAUUAAGAUGUUAAAUAUGUUCUAGAAGUAAGUUUCAAAAAAACAUUACUAGAUAAGUCAUGUGCUAAGGUCAUAUUAUAGCAGGUGUCCCAAUGCUGAAUAAAUAUAUUUUUGCAGACUUACAGUACAAAUUAAUUAUUUUGAUUAGGAGAUCUGUGAUGUGGAGCACACAGCUGAGUAUAAUCACAGUGAAUUAAACUUCCAAAACAAAUAUAUAUAUAUAUAUAUAUAUAUAUAUAUGAUAAUUAUAAUAUUCUUUCAUGGUCAUAUUAUUUGAAGUAAAUAAAUUGAAAAAUACCCUUUUCUGGAAAAAAUAAAGUUAACACUAGACAAUUAUUGUUUUGAUUAAUGUGAAUUAUAUUAUAUGAUUGUGAUUUAGGUUUAUUAGUGUUGCCAAUAUAUAAAGUUAAAACAUCUUUUUUGUAAUUUUUAUAAUAUGCACCUAUGAACCUAGUGUGACCUAAUGAAUGUGUAUGGAACUUAUACCCUAAAAGUUUUUGAUUAGCUAUUUGAUUAUUGGCUGUACCAAUUUUAAUGGUGCUUUCAUUAGCAGAUAGCUCAGCUUCUGCAUAGUCUAUGUCACAUAGACUUCUUACAACUUCAUAAUUAAAGUCUAAAAAGUAUAUUAUUUUAAGCAUUUAGAAUCAAUAUUUUUUUACAUUUUGCAGAAAUUAUUGGAACUUAACAGGAGUUUGUAAAUAUUGUACUAGAUGUAAUAAAAAUUAUUAAAUUUUUCAGUAGUACUAGAAAUAUAUGCUAGCAUAAUAUGCACCACAUAUAUCUAAUAAUUAUAAAUCUAUGUUAACCUGAAACCUUAUAAUUUUUUUAAGGAAUGACUUUAUGGCAUGCUGCCUCAUACAGCCAAAAUUAGUACAAAAGUUACAUAAUUUUUUUUUGGUAGUAAAUUUUCUACUUACAAAAAAAAUUUAUGUAAUAUAUUUUAUUUUUGACUAAUCUCAAACAAUGCCAGCCAGUGUGUUUUGAUUUUUCUAUAUUAUCUGUGGCUAGAUAUUUCUUAAAACGGGUGACCGUUGCAUUUUUAAUGUCUGCAAUUUCCUACUAUGGCUUUUAUGCAUAGUGUUAGUUUUAUAAGUGAAGAGUAUGAUGUUUUAUUAUUGUAUAAGACAAGUUGGUUAUCAACAUUAAAAGUUUUUAAAAAUA